AUGUCCUCUUCCGAAGAAGUGAAAAGACUACCUACCAAAGAGGAAGAAUUGAAAAAUGAAGAUAUUUCUAUGGAUGAAGAAGAAGAAGAACUAGAUAGAAACAAGAUAAAAAUUUUACCACAGGCAACUUCUGAAGAUGGUACUUCCGCAUCUUUCCAAAUAGUAGAAGAAGACCACACUCUAGGGAAUGCAUUACGUUAUAUAAUCAUGAAAAACCCACAAGUUGAAUUUUGCGGUUACUCCAUUCCACAUCCUUCUGAAAACUUACUAAACAUUAGAAUCCAGACUUACGGUGAAAUUACCGCUGUGGACGCCUUGAAGAAAGGUCUAGCCGAUCUAAUGGAUCUUUGUGACGUUGUUGAAGAAACUUUCACCCAAAGAAUAAGAGAAUUAUGA
Kazachstania africana CBS 2517 is the source of this 396-nucleotide messenger RNA. RefSeq names its product DNA-directed RNA polymerase core subunit RPC19 (gene RPC19). Bases 1 to 396 code for a protein of 131 amino acids. Gene Ontology annotation, biological process: DNA-templated transcription. Lineage: Eukaryota; Fungi; Ascomycota; Saccharomycetes; Saccharomycetales; Saccharomycetaceae. The record is from RefSeq and is a predicted model, not a curated record. Gene Ontology annotation, molecular function: DNA binding; protein dimerization activity; DNA-directed RNA polymerase activity. Gene Ontology annotation, cellular component: RNA polymerase III complex; RNA polymerase I complex. The transcript has a single exon.